Gilbertella persicaria is the source of this 1494-nucleotide messenger RNA. RefSeq lists its product as uncharacterized. The transcript has 2 exons. Bases 1 to 1494 code for a protein of 497 amino acids. NCBI's taxonomy places the organism in Eukaryota, Fungi, Mucoromycota, Mucoromycetes, Mucorales, Choanephoraceae. Gene Ontology annotation, cellular component: fungal-type vacuole membrane. The record is from RefSeq and is a predicted model, not a curated record.
AUGGAAGGUUUCUUGACUCGCUAUCUACACGGUAAUUCAACGCAGGUUCAUGUUCGUGGAAGUUCAUUUGGCCCAGAAGAUCAGCCUUCUAAAAAGCAUGUUAGUAAGACACCUCGCUGGCUUCGUAAAGCACUUGAAUCAAUUGUCUUGAGCGUGCCUUUUCCGGGUGCCACUGAAACAGACUUGAUUCAAUCUUUAGAGUUAUCUAACAUCAACAUUGAUUUUUCACCCACAGCAGGGCCUCUUAUUACUGGAAAUGCUGUUGCAAUGCUUAAGAAACCAAAAGAAAUGCAAUUUCAUAUGGAUGUAACCGAAAUUGAUCCACUUGUUUAUUUGUUCCUAAACAAAGAUUCCAAAAAACCAUUUGCCUCUGUAAGACCAAAUCAACCAUGUCCAGCAAAGACGGAAGAAGGAAAUGGUUUGGAAUUACCUAUUGGUAUGAUGAAAGUAACUUCACGAUUGUAUCGAGCACCUUUUAAAGUCUUGCCUGGUGGACAAAAGGAUUUCGAGGAGUUCUUGAACCGCGUAUACAACGAAAAGAAAGGCAAAGUCUAUAUCCAUGGUACUUCUGAUGCCAAAGUAACAAGCGCUUUUGGUAACUUGAACAUCCGCGAUCUUGAGUUUGAUGGCGAGAUUGAGACACAAGGCUUACAAGGCAUGAAGCAUCCUCCACCAAAAACGAUAUCGAUGAAGAUCAUGAAGGGACAUAAAGAUGCUAUUGAAGCACAAGUAGACUUGAGCAUCUAUAGUCCAUCUGACGUAGCCAUUAAUUUAGGAGCACUUAAUAUGAUGCUGCUCUUUAAUGGCCAUACUAUUGGUAAUACAACUAUACCCGAACUUAAACUAGCGCCAGGUAAAUUCAACGGACUGAAUGCUUCUGCUUGGUUAUUUGCUGACAACCAACAUGUCUUGGACUUUAUUGGGCAAUACAUCUCAGAAGGUUUUGGUACAAGAAGUAAUGUUACGCUUACUAUAUCAGGCCAACAUCCUAAUGCUUCACAAUCUGAAUUUCUGAACCGCUUUUUACAGGGUAUGGCAUUUGAUAUCCAUGUACCAUCUUUUGAUGAAGAGCCACUCUUGGCUGAUUGCCAAAUGAAUAUAUUGUCAUCCACUGCCACCAUGAGUUUAAGGAAUCCGUUUGAACAUGUCCAAAUGUCUAUUCACAAAAUCAAUGCUUCUGCAACUUAUGAAGUAUAUGAAAUUGGCAAACUUUUAGCUAAUUUUGAGGACCAUGGGGAAGGCUGGAAAGGACCCAUGUUGCUCCCACCUACUGUCUGUGAUGCAUCAGGUAACUGUAAAGGCGUGGUUGUUGAAUCAGAAAAGAUACCUGUGAUGACAAAGAAGUUGGGCUAUGAUGCAAUUAAAAAAGCAUUGGGUGGAUCUAUUCAAAUUUCUGUAGACAGUCAAGUGGGUGUCAUGAUUGAUCAGUUUAGAAUGGAUAAUUUGCAGUACCAACAAACCAACAUUACUACAAAAGUUAGAAAAGGUUUCUAA